Chaetomium strumarium is the source of this 1383-nucleotide messenger RNA. Its product is annotated as chaperonin 10-like protein. Gene Ontology annotation, molecular function: L-iditol 2-dehydrogenase (NAD+) activity; zinc ion binding. The record is from RefSeq and is a predicted model, not a curated record. The coding region runs from base 126 to 1265 and encodes 379 amino acids. Gene Ontology annotation, biological process: D-sorbitol catabolic process. NCBI's taxonomy places the organism in Eukaryota, Fungi, Ascomycota, Sordariomycetes, Sordariales, Chaetomiaceae. The transcript has 2 exons.
CCUGUUCCUUCCCGACGAGCUUCCUCCAUUGUCAACUCAACCGCUGCUCCGUCCCGGAGUCCAUUGUGAAGUUCAUCGUUCCUCCCCUCCGGCUUCACACUCCACAACAAAAACUGAACCUCACAAUGGCUUCUAACCUCUCCUUCGUCCUCAACAAGCCCAACGAUGUCACCUUCGAGGAGCGGCCGCGGCCGCAGCUCCAGUCACCGCACGACGUGCUGGUAGCCGUCAACUACACGGGCAUCUGCGGGUCGGACGUGCACUACUGGGUGCACGGCGCCAUCGGCCACUUCGUGGUCAAGGACCCGAUGGUGCUGGGCCACGAGUCGGCGGGCACGGUGGUGGAGGUCGGGUCGCAGGUCAAGACGCUCCGGAAGGGCGACCGCAUCGCGCUCGAGCCGGGCUACCCGUGCCGCCGCUGCGGCGCCUGCCUCUCGGGCAAGUACAACCUCUGCCCGGACAUGCAGUUCGCCGCCACGCCGCCCUACGACGGCACGCUCACGGGCUUCUGGGUCGCCCCGGCCGACUUCUGCUACAAGCUGCCGGACAACGUGUCGCUCCAGGAGGGCGCCCUGAUCGAGCCGCUCGCCGUGGCCGUGCACAUCGUCCGGCAGGCGCGCGUGCAGCCCGGCCAGAGCGUGGUGGUGAUGGGCGCCGGCCCCGUGGGCCUGCUGUGCGCGGCCGUGGCGCGCGCCUUUGGCGCGAGCAAGGUGGUGUCGGUCGACAUUGUGCCCGCCAAGCUGGAGUUUGCGCGCGCGUAUGCCGCCACGCACACGUACAUGUCGCAGCGCGUGUCGGCCGAGGAGAACGCGCGCAACAUCAUUGCCGAGGCGGACCUGGGCGCCGGCGCGGACGCCGUGAUCGACGCGUCGGGCGCCGAGCCGUCGAUCCAGACGUCGCUGCAUGUUGUCCGCAUGGGCGGCACCUACGUCCAGGGCGGCAUGGGCAAGGCGGAUAUCACGUUCCCCAUCAUGGCGCUAUGCCUGAAGGAGGUGACGGCGCGGGGCUCGUUCCGGUACGGGAGCGGCGACUACAAGCUCGCCAUCGAGCUGGUGGCGGCCGGCAAGGUGGAUGUCAAGAAGCUCAUCAAUGGUGUUGUGGCUUUCAAGGAUGCCGAGGAUGCGUUCAAGAAGGUCAAGGAAGGGCAGGUCAUCAAGAUCCUGAUUGCAGGGCCGAACGAGAAGGUUGAGCAGGGCAUGAACACAAGCGUGGACGAGAAGAAGCUCAGCCAGGCGCAGGCGGCGGGUAGCACCGGGUGCUGCUAAGGAAAAGGGGGGGGGGGGGUAAAAAAUGGUGUACUGCAUAUGAAACGACAUGGAUGGUGUGUGUGGUUGAACGGCGUACGGGGCAUACGGGUCGGGGUGGGGUGAGCAGUUUUUCAUU